Molecule: messenger RNA, 5953 nt
Organism: Cyphomyrmex costatus
Lineage: Eukaryota; Metazoa; Arthropoda; Insecta; Hymenoptera; Formicidae
Gene: Hel89B
Product: histone acetyltransferase 1
Exons: 15
Coding region: 218-5887 (1889 amino acids)
Molecular function (GO): TBP-class protein binding; ATP binding; DNA binding
Source: RefSeq, a predicted model, not a curated record
CAGUAUAAAUUUGAUGCUCGUAACAUGAGUUUCUCUUCAAGAAAUUUGACAAGCGUAAGCGUAGUUUCGCGUUACGCGCGGCAUGAUCUGAUUUUCGUAUGUUCGGCAAUGCGAAAAUGGCAAAGCGGAUCGGUUGAAGCCGAAUCAAGACUGCCAAAACAAUUUUUGAGGAAGCAGAUAUUCAAAAGUCGUCUAUUGAGCAAUAUACUUUAUCACCAUGACGUCGAGAUUAGACAGACUAUUCAUAUUGUUGGAAACUGGAACAAAUGCAGUUACCAAAAGAGCAGCUGCGCAACAGUUGGGAGAAGCACAGAGAUUACAUCCUCAUGAUCUACAUCACUUAUUAGCAAGAGUCUCUACCUUAUUAAAAUCUUCACAAUGGGACACUCGAAUAUCGGCUGCCCAUGCUAUACAAGCUAUACUUGCUCAAGUUCCUCCUUGGAAUCCACAGCCAAUUAACAAGAAAGUCUCUACAGAUAAAUCCAAAGUGAAAUGCAAGCCUUCCACUACCAGAUUGAAUUUAGAGUCUUUUGAUAUGAGCAAAGUUCUAGCUCGUAGUUCACAUCUUACUGGAUCUGAAGGCAGCGAAUAUGACUUGACUGUAUCAGAGGGAGAACAAUUGUCAGUUCCCAAUCAACAAGAAAAAUUAGCCGCAAAACUAGGUUUUCAUCCACGUUUGAUAGGCGUUGACGAUUUAUUUACUGUCGAGGAUUUUACUCCAGUACAGGCACCAUGUAUAACACAAACUGCUACUACACCUUUCGACGAUUCUGAAGGAUUGUUGAUGAGCAGAAGAGAAAUGAAUAGAGCAAAACGCAAAGCUCGUCAGUCAGUGUCGAAACAACGAUCGCGUGAACCGGAUGAUCAUCGCACUAAUGAUGACAAUUCAAAUUCAAUGAAUGUUCAAUCUCCAGUGAAUAUUGGUGAACCAGCAACCAAAAAAAUUAUACUAGAAGACACAAUUGCAUCAGACAUUGGAUCAAAAGGCAAUAUACCUAAUGAGCAAGUAAAUGGAAUACCAGAUAGCACUGGAUGCUGGCCAGAUUCAGUCAUAGAUUGGCCUUUAGAAUCCUUCGCAGAAAGUCUUUGCCAGGAUUUAUUUAGUCAAAAAUGGGAAGUGCGUCAUGGAUCAGCAACAGCUUUGCGAGAACUCAUAAGACUUCAUGGUAAAGGAGCAGGCAAGUCUACAGAUCAAACUCUGGAAGAAAUGCAAGAAAGCCAUUACGAGUGGAUGAUUGAUGCCGCCUUACGAUUAUUGUGUGUAUUAGGGCUUGAUCGAUUUGGAGAUUUCGUGUCUGAUCAAGUUGUUGCUCCAGUACGAGAAACAUGUGCUCAAGCAUUGGGAUCGCUUUUCUUAUUAGUACCUGGUUCAAAUACCAAAGAUACGAAUGGUGUUUUUCCUGGAAUACUUUCUGUAAUUCUCAAACUGUUGGAACAUAAUGAAUGGGAAGCGAGACAUGGUGCAUUUCUUGCUUUAAAAUAUUUAUUGGCCGUACGAGACGAUCUAUUGGACGAGGUAUUGCCACAAGUGUUUCCUGCUAUCAUGCAAGGAUUAUCCGAUACUGUCGACGAUGUAGGUGCAGCCGCCGCAAGUGCACUUAUACCAGUAGCACAUGCCCUUCCGCGGUUAUUAAAAUCAACAGAACUGGAAACUAUUGUAAUACGUCUUUGGCAAUUAUUGAAAGAACAAGAUGACUUAGCUGCAGCUUGUAACACUUUUAUGGGUCUCUUGGCUGCGAUACUUUCAUUACCAGCCGCACAUGCUUGUUUAACGCCCCAGCCAUUGUCGCAGGUAUUACCACGUUUAUGGCCAUUUCUCAGUCACUCAAGUUCAAGUGUACGUAAAGCCACAUUACAAACGUUGCAAACUUUAACUGGGAACGAUAGCAAUUAUAGCGAAAACAAAAAGGAACGAUGGGGUGAAGGUGGUGGAUUAGUUUUACAGGAAACAUUGAGGCAUGUGUUCCAAUGCGUGUUAAUUGAACAUAUUAGCACGAUACAAGACGUGGCCGAACGUGUCUGGGAAAAUCUAGUCGUGCAGAGUGAUCUCGAAUUAUUGCUACAUGCGGCGUGCCCUCAUGUCAGUACAUGGCUAUGCCUUGCCAUGCAACCAGAACAUGUGCCAUUCAACCCAAAUUUGUUAAUGACAGUUGCUAGUUCUAUUAAGGGCACAAAGAAUAAUCAAAUGGUCGCCUACUGCGAUGGACAAUCUGAUAUUAAUAGCGGAAACAGUAAUAUUAAUGCAAAUGCAAAAUCGUUAUCUGAAUUGAAAAUGUACAUUGGUGGGAUCGAAACAGUAGCAUUGAAUGUACGAAAAGCAAACGUAAUACAGGCUCGUUGUAGAACGUCUCGUAUGUUAGGAUUGUUGUCGCACUACGUCGUGCAACCUGCACCAGGUGUCAUUUAUCCACCAGAUGUGCCUAGUCCAGCACUUUGUUAUGCUAAAGUGCUAUUGGCACAUCUCAAUUCACGAUCGGCGCUGCAACGUACUGUUGUGGGGCUCACAAUGUCUAGUUGGGCAACUGUAGACUCAUUAAGAAUACCCACGAUACCGGACAUACUCAGUGACAGAUUAUUAGCUUGUUUAAAUGAAUGCAUGUACUAUGAUGAAAUUGCAGCUUCCUUCACUCGACUACUACACGAAAGUCAUGAUUACAUCGCAACUUUAAAACAUUAUAAAUUAAUGAUAUCAUUUGAAAUAGACUCAUCGAGUGUGAUGACUCUUGAUCAGAUCGCUGCACUUGCUAGGAGAAGACUUCCUGCCAUUUGCACUGUUGGUACAAACGCAGGAGGAACUGAAAAUAUUAGUAGUUGUUCAAUAACUACUAGAUUGAAACCUAAAUUAAUGGAUAGCUUAGAGGAAAGGAGACGAGCAUUGGAUAUCGGAGCGACUACGAUGGCAGCGCAACAACAAUCAUUGCAUGUUAUGUCAAUGGCCGCGCUCGCUGGUGCCGCUACAAUGUUACAUAUCCUUCCUCAAUCUCCUCAACCACUUAAUCCAUUAGUAAAGCCGCUAAUGGAAGCUAUAAAACGGGAGGAAAAUGAGGAACUACAAAAACUGGCUGCAAAACAUCUAUCUCAUCUAGUUGAGCUUUGUGUUGAUAGAAAACCAUCUCCGAAUGCAAAGAUUUCUACCAAUCUAUGUACAUUCUUAUGUUCUGACCUUGAAUUUACACCAAGGGUAUGUUGCGACAGUGAAGUUUACGAUGGAAUACUCACCUUGAAUAACAGACAAAAACAUGCUGAGAGAAUAGCAUAUAAUCGUGGUGCAAGUAGUGGACUUGGCAGCGGUAGAGGUCCUGGUAGACCACCAACGACUGAGAUUCCCCUUGAGGAAUUACUUGCUUGCGAAGAACCAGAAGCCAAAGCUGCUAGAACACGUCGUCGCGGAGCUACAUUUGCAUUAACAGCUAUAGCUACUCUCUUUGGUGCUCAAUUAUCUGAUCGCUUACCUCAACUGUGGAAUUUGAUUUUACCGAACACGCUAAAAGAUGCAACCAAACAAAAUGCUGUACAAGAGGAUGAAGGAAAUCUAUUAAUUGUCGGUCUACAAGUAUUAGAAAUCAUGGCACCAAGUUUAGAUAAGUUUUUGUUACCGCCUGUAUUAGAAGUUCUACCACGUUUAUGCGAUCUACUAACUCAUUCAUACAAAGCUGUUAGACACAUGGCCUCGCGAUGUAUAGCUACAUUAGCUACUUUAGAUACAGAGAAGACAAUGUUACACAUAAUACGCAGCGUUAUACCACUCCUGGACACAAAUGGCAGUGAGAAGAGAUACUUCUCAGGCAUAGUGGCACCAAACAAAGUCGAUUUCGUACGCCAAGGAGCUGCGGAAGCUCUAACUUGCAUCGUCGAAAGCUUAGGUGUACAUGUGGUGCCGUAUGCAGUACUCUUUAUGGUACCUUUAUUAGGACGUAUGAGCGAUCAAAAUCAAUCUGUAAGACUAGUGUGUAGCGCAACUUUCGCUACGCUCGUGCAACUGUUACCACUAGAUCCUGGCGCAAUUGCAGAUCCACCAGAUCUAGUGCAAGAAAAGGCACAAGAGAGAAAGUUCUUGGAUCAACUUCUAAAUCCUCAUAAUAUUUCUGAUACGGAGCUACCGAUUCCUGUAGCCGCAGAAUUACGUUCGUAUCAACAACAAGGCUUAAAUUGGCUCAAUUUUUUGAAUCGUUAUCAUCUUCACGGAGUUUUGUGUGACGACAUGGGGCUUGGAAAAACAUUACAAACGCUCUGUAUCUUGGCAUUGGACCAUCAUCGUAAUCCACAGGCACCGACUAGUCUAGUAAUAUGCCCGCCAACUCUAACCGGUCAUUGGGUAUAUGAAGCUGAGAAAUUUUUCAAAACAAAAGAUUUGUCAGUUAUUCAAUAUGUCGGUACACCACAAGAUCGCGAGAAAUUACGUCUUCGGGUGCCACAUCACAGACUCGUAGUUGCAAGUUAUGAUAUUGUACGAAAAGACAUUGAAUUCUUCGAAGCACAUCAAUGGAAUUAUUGUGUACUCGAUGAAGGUCAUGUAAUAAAAAACGGUAAAACGAAAAGCGCCAAAGCCACAAAGCGAUUGCAUGCUAAUCAUAGGCUUAUAUUGUCCGGCACACCUGUACAGAACGAUGUACUCGAAUUGUGGUCUCUUUUCGAUUUUUUGAUGCCAGGCUUCCUCGGUAGCGAGAAACAAUUUGCUGCUAAAUAUUCCCGUCCUAUCUUGGCCUGCAGAGAGCCGAAGGCAGGACCAAAAGAACAAGAGGCUGGUGCUUUAGCUAUGGAGGCUCUUCAUAGACAGGUAUUGCCGUUCUUAUUGAGACGAAACAAAGAAGACGUGCUGCAAGAUUUACCACCCAAAAUCACGCAAGAUUAUUACUGCGAUUUAUCGCCUUUGCAACGUAUACUUUACGAGGAUUUCCGCACUCGUCAUUCCGCUCUCACUAACAGUUCCUCGUCUUCUAAUGAUUCUCAAAGUAACGUGUUCGAAGCACUACGGUAUUUGCGUAAUGUGUGCAAUCAUCCAAAAUUGGUGUUAAGUCAAGGGCAUCCACUGUAUCGAACAGUGUGUGACAUGUUGAAACAGCAACAAAGCACUUUGGCAGAAAUCGAGCACGGCGCCAAGUUACUUGCAUUAAAACAGUUGCUAUUAGAUUGUGGUAUCGGGCAACAGCAACAGCAGCAAAUUCGCAAUUUCUCCGUCGCUGUGAAUCUUACCGCAGAAAGCGCUCAUUCCCAGGAACAGCAACUAGUGAGCCAGCAUCGUGCUCUAAUUUUCUGUCAGUUGAAGGCAAUGUUGGAUAUUGUGGAAGAAGAUCUACUCCGUACGCAUCUACCAACAGUAACGUAUCUCCGGCUGGAUGGCAGUGUGCCGGCGGCACAUAGGCAUUCUGUCGUAACGCGUUUCAAUGCUGAUCCAUCGAUAGAUGUUCUUUUGUUAACCACUCAAGUCGGUGGUCUUGGAUUAAACUUGACGGGAGCGGAUACCGUCAUAUUCGUGGAGCACGAUUGGAAUCCUAUGAAAGAUCUCCAAGCAAUGGAUCGCGCGCAUCGUAUAGGACAGAAAAAAGUAGUCAAUGUAUACCGCUUGAUUACUAGAUCAACAGUAGAGGAAAAGAUCAUGGGACUACAAAAAUUUAAACUGCUCACUGCAAAUACGAUAAUAUCGACAGAGAACACUUCUUUGGAAACCAUGGCUACUGACCAAUUGUUAGACCUGUUCUCGUUGGAUAACGGAAAAGAGAAGAGAAUGGAUCAUCAAGAAGAUACUAUUUCGUCAAAACUUCCUGGUCUACCGGGAAUUAGUCGUUCUGUGCUAGAUAUCCUACCUGAACUUUGGGAACAGCAGCAAUACGAUGACGAAUACGAUCUCGACUCAUUUUUAUCUACUUUGAAGGCUGAUAGCCAAUAAGCUUACCAGUACCUUGAUAAAUCAUUCAAUAUACAUUUAGAGCUCGGUAAGUUUUUCGCUCGAAGU